Molecule: messenger RNA, 861 nt
Organism: Ictalurus punctatus (channel catfish)
Lineage: Eukaryota; Metazoa; Chordata; Actinopteri; Siluriformes; Ictaluridae
Product: tetraspanin-31-B
Exons: 6
Coding region: 97-738 (213 amino acids)
Cellular component (GO): membrane
Source: RefSeq, a predicted model, not a curated record
ACAGGAAAUAGCAGGUGUGUGUGUGUGUGUGUGUGUGUGGACUUUACACACUGUCCGAAGACGUUUAGUUGAAAGAAACUUGGAUUGAAUUCCUCAAUGAUGCUGAAGGUCGGGUUCCUGUGCGCUAAAAACACACUGUGUGCUGUGAAUGCGGUUUAUCUGGUGGUGGGCGUGUCCCUCAUGGCAGUGGCUGGUUAUGGGAAAAGUUUUGGCAUUGUGUGGAGUUUGAGCAUCAUCAGUGUAGUCAUGGUGGUGGGAGUCUUCCUCAUCUUCAUCUCCAUGCUGGGGAUCUUCGGAACUCUGAGACAAAACCAGAUCGUCCUGUUCACUUACAUCCUGGCGAUGAUGUUAGUGUUUUUCUUCCAGUUCACUGUGUCGUGUUCCUGCCUCGCUUUAGGGAGAGAAAAACAGGAGAAGUUACUCAGCGUGUCCUGGGAGAUGAUGAGUGAUGAAACUCGUCGGUCUCUGGAGCAGCAGCUGGAUUGUUGUGGUCUGAUGAACAGCGCUGAAAAGCUACAUGUGUUCCGUACAGAUGUGAAAGUGUGCACUGCUGUGUGUAAAACAACAGCUCACUGCUUCACAUGUGGAGAUUUGAUGCUGCACCACGCUGCGGAGACGCUCAGAGUCCUGGGAGGAGUCGGAUUAUUCUGCAGCUUCUCACAGCUCGUGACUGUCUGGUUGGCUGUUCAAUACAGAAACCAAAAGAACCCUCAGAUCAGCUCUACAACCUCGUCAUAACCACCAAAACUGUGUGAUCAUCUUCUAGUGUGUGAUUCUAGAUUAAUUUUAUUUUUAUUAACACUUUAAUUUGUUUGUUAAAAAGAAUUCACCUGAAAUCUCAAUAAAUAUAUAUCAAGUUUA